GGGAAUCAAAGUCUGAAAAGCCUCCGCCGCGUGAUGCAAUGUGGCGAAACUACGCGGGCUCAGGAUCCACGACGGCACUGACGGCAAAUGCGGCGAAGUGGGCGGCAGCGACAAGGCCCGUGAUCCGCCCUGCGGCCCUCGGGGCCUAUGCCAAUGCCCAUGCCGGAAACUGCGCCGGCGUGCCGCGGAACAUUCGGCCCCUGCGGCCCCUGCGACCCCUGCGGCCGGCGCAGCUUGCGCAGCCCGGGCUGCAGACGCCCGCGAGGGCCCAGCCUGCACCUCAAUGGUCGGAAGCUGCUCAUCCUGCCGAGGCUGAGGUGUGGCCGCAGGAGCCUGCGCUGGAGCAGCCCACUUGGCAGGAGCUCCCAGCGUACCUCCAGCCAGACAGCCAGGCAGUGCCUGCCCUUCCGACUGGCAGCGUCACCCAAGUCGCCACGCAUGCAGUGGGCACGAAGGGCCCCACAGCCCGCAGGGCGGCGCCAGUGCCGGCGCCGAAGCCAGUGCCGGCGCCGACGCCCGUGGCGGUGCCGACGCCCGCGCCAGCACUGAUGCCCAUGCCGGUGCCGCCGCCCGUGCCAACGCCGCCGCCCGUUCCGGCGCCGCCGCCCGUGCCAGCGCUGCCGUUGCAGGCGCUGGAGCCGCACGAGGUGGAACGUGGUAUGAUCGUGGUCUAUGAGGGGGGCAAGCGCGCGUGGGUGGACAACUGCGACUCUCAGUCGGACGAGUUCUGGCUUUGUGACGAGGACAGCAACAUGACCAUCUUCGCGGUGAGGGAGGAUGGUCAGGAGGAGAACGUGAGGGCCUUCUCUGCCAGCGAGCUGCGCUUCACAGGCGAAUGGUCUCCCAUUCUCAAAAUCUCCAAGGAGGUCAUCGUGACCAAUGAGAUCCUGGCCAAGCUAGGGGAGAUGAACAGCUGGGAGGCCGAUUUGGAAGAGGAGACAGGAUGCCCUGUCAUGAUCGACAAGCUGUCUUCCAAGGUCGUGGUGGGCCCAGCGUCGCCUCCUGACGUCAAGGCGACGACCUCGAGAGUGAGGGAACACCUCGCUGAGAUCGACCGGAAGCUUUGGGGCGAGGACGAGAUCUGGCCAGGUGCCGAGGUCGAGGAGGAGCCCCAAGAGCAAGAGCGCGAAGAGGAGGUGAGCACACCACCAAGAAAGAGGGCCAGGACGGAGGACCCGGAGCAGGACCCCCUCUUCCGCCGCGGCUAUGAGGCUGCCAUGAAGCAGUUUCAGAAGCAGGCGCAAAGCCCAGAAGUUCCAGAGGCCAAAGAUUCAAACGACCUGAAAGAUGACCUUAAAGACAUGAAAGACGACCUGAAAGAUGACUGGAAGGACGACCUGAAAGACGACCUUAAAGACGACUGGAAAGACGACCUUAAAGACGACUGGAAAGACAACUGGAAGGACGACUGGAAGGAUGAGUGGAAGGACGAUUGGAUGGAAGCCGAAGAAGGCUGGGAGCCCAAGGAGAAGGCCAGCCAGGCGGAGGCCAAGGGCAAGCGGAUCGUGGAUUGGCUGAACAUGCAGGAGCAGCUUUUUGGCCACCUCAAGCCCUUGCCGCUGAACUGGAUCCGAGUGCCUCGAUCCAGUGGGGACGGCCUUUACUAUGUGAACACCAUGACGGGGCAAAGUACCUUCACCGAGCCCGCCUCCGCGCUGCCGGACGGGUGGCAGGAGCUGAAGUCCCGGAGCACGGGGCGGACCUAUUACUGGAACCCCAAGUUGAACAUUUCGCAGUUUGAGUACCCCAAAGCCAGUCGACCCGGAGCGCCAAGAGCAUAAGAACC
Effrenium voratum is the source of this 1786-nucleotide messenger RNA. NCBI's taxonomy places the organism in Eukaryota, Dinophyceae, Suessiales, Symbiodiniaceae. The record is from the annotation of a GenBank genome assembly.